AUGAACACCUACAGGUUGCUUAAAAACGCCGAUCAAAGAUCCGCCAAAUCUGGGCCUGGCAGUGCCGGGUUAUUCCCACGUGGAUAUGGACAAGGGCACUACACGAGACUCGGAUCGAAAACGUUUAGUGCUCCCGGCACUGGUCUAUACCGAACUGUACAUUCGUCACUCACAACAAUAACCAAAUGCAAUCUCACGAAAUCAUCGUCACCAUCACAAAACGAUCACGGCAUCCGCAGCCUUCCUACGACGCAACUCGAAACUAAGCGGCGCAUCUCUGUGAUGAGGCGCACCAUCUAUGCAGACUCGGACGAUCUUUGCGCCUUGGCCGCUGUCAUUGUGCAGUCGUCCGAGAUGCAAGAUGCGGACUUUAGGGAGCAUGGAACUCCCGAAAAUACCGGACAAACAGAUGUCGUUUCUCAGGGUCCACCAUCAGGACAUUGUUCCAGAAAUGCCAUGAGCUCUUCGUCCUCGCCAUGGCAGAGCUCCUCCGUCGUCGUCCCCGCUCGAUUGUCCUUUCUCGGCAUCUACAACCCGACGUUGGGUCCGACCGAUGAGACUUUUCCCGAUCAGCUGGUCUUUUGGUACUCACGCGCGACAGAUGAAGCCCGAAAAACUGCACGUCAGGAUGGUGCUGGGGGAGAUGCGCUCCGGGAGGAGCAGAAUGAGAAGUUGAGACAGAUUGGGCUGGCACAGGGGAUCAUUGAUUUCGCUCGAGCAAUCUGGUCUGACAUGAGUGAGGCCUACAGGACGUUUUCUGAUGGACGACCCGUCGACUCAGUUGAUACGGAAAAGUCAAGGAUUGUAAUGCAAGAGCUUGAACCUGGCUGGUGGGUGCUGGCGUCUGUCGACCUCACAAGAUUACCCACCGCCAAUCAAGCGCCAUCCAAAUCUUCUUCCAAAAAGAGCUCAUCGACUACCGACAAGCCAGCAACCGUUGAAUACUCGUCACGAGAAGUCAGCCCAGCGCCUCUUUUGAUUCAACAGAUCCUACAGGCGCAUCAUAUCUUCCAGUUGCACAACGGUCCUUCCAUAACUGAGUUGUACAUUCGACAGCCACGGCCUAAGUUUUGCAAUCUCUUGGCACGAUUUUGGAUCAGAUUUGCUCGAAGUUGGGAUGUUCUUCUACAUGGCAAUCCAUCUGCAGACCUUUUCAGUGGUCUAAAGUUGUCGGGCGGAGGAGAGUUGGGUAUGGGUGUGGGCGAAGAGACGUGGGGAAGUGGCGAAAGAGAUGUCUUGGAGGACUUGACGAGGCGAACAGAAGGACUCGUUGAUGUGAUAGUAUCACGAUUCGGUGAUUCUCCGUCAUCAGACUCGGAAAAUUCACAUGAUCGAGAUGAAGUUCCAUGGAUGGGAAGUGGUAAUCUUCCUCAGGCACAUGAUGGAGUCGUUUUUGCAGGUUCACAGAUUCUUUCUCGACCCUCGUUACGGAAUUUGUCUAUCUGGAUGAGGCAGAUUUAUACAUAUGGCGAGCAUGCGUAUGGUGCUCGUGAUCAUCCUUCAAGAGAGCGCAGGAGAGGUCGGCGAAGGCCUCCGCCUGCAAGAGAACCCGACCCAAUCAAACCACUAGCACGAGCUUCAGAGGAUGUUGAUGCUAAAGACUGGCAUCCGAAAGCAGAAUCAAACGAGGUACGAACAGAGGGCACAAGGUCUUCUGUCGAGACUGCAAAGCGAGCAAACAUCAAGGACCGAACGACGUCAAGCACAAGUGGACCGAAGAUUCCGGCUCCAAUCGCCGUGGCUAUCGAGCAAGCGCUGGACAAGGCUACCCGACAAGUAGAAUCCGACGCAGACCACGGUGCGGCUGAGGCGUCAGAUUCAGGCACAACGAUGGGGAUUCCAGAUCAGUACAUGAAAUAUCUCACCCUGGGUCUAAGUACUCUCGCUAAACCUGCGCCAUCUAAGCGUCCCCAUAUGCGUCGACUUUCAACAUCAAGCUCUAACACGAUCAAAGCUACAACCCGAUCGAAGCAGACUGAUCACAGUGGACCUAGUUCAAAGGACGAUACCGUAGCACUUGCGCAAGUUGAACCUAUUCCUGAUGGCGAGCCACGACAAGCUAAGAUGGUACGACAACGAUCUCUUGAAAACAAAGGUCACUUUGUCGUCGGCCUGGUGGGAGAUCUGGACGAUGUCAAGUCAGAAGGCGACCCAAGCGAGAGUAGUACCGGUUCCGGAGAAGACGACGAUGCUGCACGAAUUUUGGUCAGAACAGUCUACUUGGAAUUGACCCCUGAGCAUGUCAAAUCAGAAUACAGACGCGCUAAACUAGGAGAUAGCACGAUCAUGGAAGGCCUCGAUGCACUCGAUACGGUAGAAUUCUUGCCGCCGCAAUUUGGGAAUGAUGCUACAAUGAAUUUCCGUCGGCUCCGAGUUGUCGUCUAUGCCCGAAGGCCAUUCGUAUACUGCUUCCUCUUUGAGAACCGCACAUCAUCAUUACAAAUGUCCGGACUCUACAAGAGCUUACAUCGGAACUUGAUUGCAAUCCACAAGCCCAUGGUCUCAUCGACCAGUCCCGCCCGACUCAUCGAGCGCAUUAACGCUUCUCGAGCUGCUGUGCCAGGACAUCUGCUCGAUCCGAAGAGUCUCAAACAGACUUCUCUCGACGAAUCCGCACCCAUAUAUGAUCUUAUUUACGACCCGCAACGUUUGACGAUUUUGACCAGUAUUCCUAAUAUUCCCGAGCCUGGCACUCCGGCAGCCGAAGGCUUAUCCAUGACUUCUCGCGGUGGCUCUGGCAAUACUAAGUCCACCAUUACAACCGCCUGGACUCGCAUCGAAGCGCUCAAUGUCCACAGUCAAGUCCUCAACACCCUCUUGAGCACUUCAUCUCAACCCUCGUCCUCGACUGCGACGCCUUCAGGUUUGAUCCGCCACGAUCUCGAACGCACGAGUAAGACCUCUCGCGGCUGGUGGGUUGUCUGGCUUCGUCUCCCACCCUCGGAUGAACCUUCAGCAAAAGCCCCCGCAUCCCACAAUCGAAACGCCAAGCCCAACUUAUCCUCCAACAACAACAACGAUGGGACCUCGUUCCAAAUCUCAUUCGCAACUUCCAAUUCCACCCUCCCAGGACCUCCUUCCACAACCUCCCCUUCCCAGCGCGGUCCACCGCCCUCAAACGACCGCAUCGCAGUCCUCGUCCGCAAUGGCAACAAUCUCCCCGCGCCAACUAAUACCUCCGAAUCCAAUCUCUACUCUUCCUCCCCUUCCAAUACCCCCCUCACAGCAGCACAAGCUCAAAUGCAAAGUUCUCAACAACAGCAACAGCAGCAACAAGAUGGCCUCAGCCGUGCCGCGGCGAGUAUGUGGUCCGCACUCUCCCUUCGCCCUUAUUCCUCGACGUCACCAGACCAUGGAGCAAAAGGCACAGGAUGGACCUCACUCUCGGCCGUGACUGGCGGAGGUGGAGGGUCGAAUUCUCCUGCUGGGAGUACUGCUGCUGGCAUUGGAGCUGGAACUGCCGCUGCGGGAGCGCUGGGUGGAGGCAUUGGCGUUGAUGCGAGAGGUUGGGUGGAGGGUGUCCUUGGGGGUUUAAAUCGCUGA
Molecule: messenger RNA, 3543 nt
Organism: Dissoconium aciculare CBS 342.82
Lineage: Eukaryota; Fungi; Ascomycota; Dothideomycetes; Mycosphaerellales; Dissoconiaceae
Exons: 5
Coding region: 1-3543 (1180 amino acids)
Biological process (GO): vesicle-mediated transport
Cellular component (GO): intracellular membrane-bounded organelle; Mon1-Ccz1 complex
Source: RefSeq, a predicted model, not a curated record